Molecule: messenger RNA, 8037 nt
Organism: Sorex fumeus (smoky shrew)
Lineage: Eukaryota; Metazoa; Chordata; Mammalia; Eulipotyphla; Soricidae
Gene: MGAM
Product: maltase-glucoamylase
Exons: 70
Biological process (GO): carbohydrate metabolic process
Molecular function (GO): carbohydrate binding; alpha-1,4-glucosidase activity
Source: RefSeq, a predicted model, not a curated record
AUGGGAGGACAGUGUUUGUUGGACAGCAUCAAUAUAGAUUAUCGUGGUUGUUGCUGGAACGCUGAAGGGGACAUCAAAAUUCCUUGGUGCUACUAUUCUAAGAAUCAUGGCUAUCAAAUGGAGGGGCCUGUGAAAAACACAAAUGCAGGUUUCACUGCCCAGUUGCGAAGUUUACCAGCUCCAUCCGCAUAUGGAAACAGCAUCAGCAACAUUCUCCUCACAGCAGAAAAACAAACCUCUCGCCGCUUCCACUUCAAGUUAACAGAUGCAGACAAGAAAAGAUUUGAAGUGCCUCAUGAAAAUGUGAAGCCCUUCCAAGGAAACGCCGCUUCUAACUUGCUCUAUGACGUGAAGGUCUCCCAGGAACCUUUUGGCAUCCAAGUGAUCAGAAAGAGCAAUGGGCGUGUUCUGUUGGACUCCAGCAUCGGGCCACUCCUAUUUGCUGACCAGUUCCUGCAGAUCUCUAUGAAACUGCCAAGUGCCAAUGUGUAUGGCCUGGGGGAACAUGUGCACCAGCAGUACAGGCAUGAUAUGAAUUGGAAGACCUGGACUCUGUUUUCCAGAGACACAGUUCCCAAUCGGGAUAAAACUAACCUGUAUGGUGUACAGACAUUCUUCUUGUGCCUAGAAGAUGCGAGUGGAUCCUCCUUUGGAGUGUUUCUCAUGAACAGCAAUGCCAUGGAGGUCACUCUCCAGCCUGCCCCAGCCAUCACUUACCGCACCAUUGGGGGCAUUUUUGACUUCUAUGUUUUCCUGGGUGACACUCCAGAGCAAGUUGUUCAAGAGUAUCUAGAGCUCAUUGGACGGCCAGUCCUUCCCACCUACUGGUCACUUGGAUUUCAUCUCAGCCGUUAUGAUUAUGAAUCCCUAGAUAAGAUGAAAAAAGUCGUGAAGAGAAACCGGGAUGCCCAGAUUCCUUAUGACGUGCAACAUGCUGAUAUCGACUAUAUGGAUCAAAGAAGGGACUUCACUUACAAUCCAGUACAAUAUAAGGACUUCCCUAAUUUUGCUAAGGAGUUGCACAGUAAUGGGCAGAAAUUGGUCAUCAUUGUGGAUCCAGCCAUCUCUAAUAACUCUUCUCAAACUAAUCCCUAUGGACCAUAUGACAGGGGCUCAAAUAUGAAUGUGUGGGUGCAAACUUCUGAUGGAACUCCAAUCAUUGGAGAGGUCUGGCCUGGAAAAACUGUGUUUCCUGAUUAUACCAACCCUCAGUGUACUGCUUGGUGGACAGAUGAAUUUGAGCGUUUCUUUAAAGAAGUGGAGUAUGAUGGAAUCUGGAUUGAUAUGAAUGAAGUCGCCAACUUUGUGCAUGGUUCAGUUACAGGAUGUUCCGAAAGCAAUCUAAAUUAUCCCCCAUUCACUCCCAGAGUCCUGGAUGGCGUCUUGUUCAGCACUACUCUCUGCUUAGAUGCGGUGCAGCACUGGGGCAAGCAGUAUGAUACCCACAACCUGUAUGGCUACUCCAUGGCAAUUUCCACAGCAGAAGCUGCCAAGAAAGUAUUCCCUGGAAAGAGGAGCUUUAUACUCACCCGUUCCACCUUUGCAGGAUCUGGCAAGUUUGCAGGCCAUUGGCUAGGAGACAAUGCAGCUACCUGGGAUGACCUCCGCUGGUCCAUUCCUGGCAUGCUUGAGUUCAAUCUUUUUGGUAUUCCAAUGGUAGGGGCUGACAUUUGUGGCUUCUUAAUGGACACCACUGAGGAGCUCUGCAGGCGCUGGAUGCAGCUGGGAGCCUUUUAUCCAUUCUCCAGAAAUCACAACGGCCAAGGUUUCGUGGAUCAGGACCCUGCUGCCUUUGGAGCAAAUUCUCCAUUGGCGACUUCCUCCAAGAAAUACCUGAACAUUCGCUACACCUUACUGCCCUACCUCUACACCCUCUUCUAUCGCGCCCACACCAGGGGAGACACUGUGGCGAGGCCUCUUAUGCAUGAGUUCUACACUGACAGCAACACGUGGGAUAUGCACGAACAGUUCUUAUGGGGUCCUGGCCUUCUCAUCACACCUGUGCUGCAGGAGGGUGCAGUCCAAGUGGAGGCAUAUGUACCCGAUGCUGUCUGGUAUGAUUAUGAGACUGGGGCUAUACUGAACGGGAGGAAGGAAAGAAAGUCCAUGGAGCUUCCUGAAGACAAAAUUGGACUGCACCUCCGAGGAGGCUACAUCUUCCCCACCCAACAGCCAGCGACAACCACAGAGGCCAGCCGAAAGAACCCUCUUGGUCUCAUCAUUGCCCUGGAUGAGAAAAGACAAGCGAAAGGUGAACUCUUCUGGGAUGAUGGAGAAUCGACAGGUACUUUGGCCCAAGACAAACAUAUCUUCUAUGAGUUUUCUGUCAUCAACAACCGCUUGGAUAUGAAGCCUUUGCCUUCAACCUACAAAGAUCCUAAUAAUUUAGAAUUUCAAGAUAUUAAAAUACUCGGGAUCACACGUAUUAUUAAUGUAACAGUGAAACACAAUGGUGCUCCAACUCAAAUGUCUCCUGAAGUCACUUAUGAUGAUAAACUACAGAUCGCCAAAAUCACAAAACUUAAUCUUAUCCUGGGAGAAAUGUAUACCGUGGAGUGGGAACUAACAAGGAAUGAAGAUAAAAUAGACUGUUACCCUGACCAGGAUGGUGCCACCGAGGAGAAAUGCAUUGCACGUGGUUGUAUCUGGGAGGAAACCAAUGCUGAGCGAGUCCCUUACUGUUAUUUUAAGGACAGUCUAUACAAUGUCCACAAUAUUCAGAAACUACAAAAUGGGAUUACAGCUUCCCUCACCCUAAAGCCCCAGGCUCCUGCUAGUGCUUUCCCCUCAACACCUGUGACACAGCUCAGUCUGAGUGUCACCUACCAUAAGAAUGAGAUGCUGCAGUUCAAGAUUUAUGAUCCCAACAACAAACGCUAUGAAGUCCCAGUUCCUCUCAACUUACCCAAUACUCCAUCCAGCACCCCUGAAGGUAGACUUUAUGAAGUCGAAAUUGCAGACAAUCCAUUUGGGAUUUUAAUUAUUCGGAAGAGCACAGGCACCACCAUAUGGGACUCCCGCGUCCUUGGCUUCACUUUCAAUGACAUGUUCAUUCGUAUCUCCACGCGCCUCCCCUCCACCUAUCUCUAUGGCUUUGGGGAGAAUGAGCACACGUCUUUCCGAAGAGACUUGAACUGGCGCACCUGGGGGAUGUUUUCCCGAGACGAACCCCCUGGGUACCUGAAGAAUUCUUAUGGUGUCCAACCCUACUACAUGGCCAUGGAGGAGGAGGGCAAUGCCCACGGGGUGCUCCUGCUAAACAGCAAUGCCAUGGAUGUGACAUUCCAGCCCAUGCCAGCUGUAACAUAUCGUACCAUAGGAGGAAUUCUGGACUUUUAUGUGGUCUUGGGGCCCACUCCAGAACUUGUCACUCAGCAAUACACUGAGCUAGUUGGUCGCCCAGUGAUGGUUCCUUACUGGUCCUUGGGAUUUCAGCUCUGCCGUUAUGGAUACCAGAAUGAUUCAGAGAUUGCCGAUUUGUAUGAUAGAAUGGUGGCUGCCCAGAUCCCCUAUGAUGUGCAAUACUCUGACAUUGACUACAUGGAGCGACAGCUGGACUUCACCCUCAACCCCAAGUUUAAGGGCUUCCCAGAGCUGAUUAAUCGCAUAAAGAACGAUGGGAUGCGAAUCAUCCUCAUUCUGGAUCCAGCCAUUUCUGGCAAUGAGACUCAGCCCUAUCCUGCAUUUGAGUUGGGGAAAGAGAAUGAUGUUUUCAUCAAGGAUCCAAGUGAUGGAAGCAUUGUCUGGGGAAAGGUCUGGCCUGAUUUACCCGGUGUUGUUAUAAACAGUUCUCUAGACUGGGAUACUCAAGUGAAGCUGUACCGAGCUCAUGCAGCUUUCCCAGACUUUUUCCGAACUUCAGCUAUAAACUGGUGGAAGAAUGAGUUGAAAGAAUUACACACCAAUACCCGGGAACCCGAAAAGAGCCUGAAGUAUGAUGGCAUAUGGAUUGAUAUGAAUGAACCCUCCAGCUUUGUGAAUGGGGCAGUUGAAGGCUGCAAAAAUCCCACUCUGAACCGACCUCCCUAUAUGCCACAUCUGGAAACCAGAGACAGAGGUCUAAGCAGCAAGACCCUGUGCAUGGAGAGUGUGCAGAUCCUGGAAGAUGGCACCAAAGUACAACACUACAAUGUGCAUAACCUAUAUGGGUGGUCCCAGACCAGACCUACCUACGAAGGUGUGCAGGAAGUGACUGGAGAGCGAGGGAUUGUCGUCACCCGCUCCACGUACCCAUCUUCUGGUCGCUGGGCAGGACACUGGCUGGGAGACAACACUUCUGGGUGGGACCAGUUGAAGAAAUCUAUCAUUGGCAUGAUGGAGUUUAGCCUCUUCGGCAUAUCCUAUACAGGAGCAGAUAUUUGUGGGUUCUUUCGAGAUGCUGAAUAUGAGAUGUGUGCUCGCUGGAUGCAGCUGGGGGCCUUUUACCCCUUCUCGAGGAACCAUAACACCAUUGGGACCAGGAAUCAAGACCCUGUGUCCUGGGAUAAAGAAUUUGAGGAUCUCUCCAGAAAUGUCCUGAACAUCAGAUACACCUUGUUGCCAUAUCUCUAUACCCUGAUGCACCUGGCCAACACAGAGGGCGUUACUGUUGUGCGACCUCUACUCCAUGAGUUUGUGUCGGACAGGAAAACUUGGGACAUAGACAGUCAGUUCCUGCUGGGUCCAGCUUUCCUGGUCAGCCCUGUUCUGGAACCUAACACUAGAACUGUCAAUGCAUAUUUUCCUGAUGCCCGCUGGUAUGAUUACCACACGGGUAUGGACAUUGGAGCAAAGGGAGUAAUGAUGAACUUGUCAGCCCCUCUCAACCACAUUAAUCUCCAUGUCCGUGGAGGCUACAUUCUGCCCUGGCAAGUGCCUGCACAAAACACACACUUCAGCCGAAAGAACCCUCUUGGUCUCAUCAUUGCCCUGGAUGAGAAAAGACAAGCGAAAGGUGAACUCUUCUGGGAUGAUGGAGAAUCGACAGGUACUUUGGCCCAAGACAAACAUAUCUUCUAUGAGUUUUCUCUCAUCAAUAACCGCUUGGAUAUGAAGCCUUUGCCUUCAACCUACAAAGAUCCUAAUAAUUUAGAAUUUCAAGAUAUUAAAAUACUCGGGAUCACACGUAUUAUUAAUGUAACAGUGAAGCACAAUGGUGCUCCAACUCAAAUGUCUCCUGAAGUCACUUAUGAUGAUAAACUACAGAUCGCCAACAUCAAAAAACUUAAUCUUGCCCUGGGAGAAAUGUAUACCUUGGAGUGGGAACUAUAUACAAGGAAUGAAGAUAAAAUAGACUGCUACCCCGACCAGGAUGGUGCCACCGAGGAGAAAUGCAUUGCACGUGGUUGUAUCUGGGAGGAAACCAAUGCUGAGCGAGUCCCUUACUGCUAUUUUAACGACAGUCUAUACAAUGUCCACAAUAUUCAGAAACUACAAAACGGGAUUACAGCUUCCCUCACCAUAAAGCCCCAGGCUCGUGCUAGUGCUUUCCCCUCAACACCUGUGACACAGCUCAGUCUGAGUGUCACCUACCAUAAGAAUGAGAUGCUGCAGUUUAAGAUUUAUGAUCCCAACAACAAACGCUAUGAAGUCCCAGUUCCUCUCAACUUACCCAAUACUCCAUCCAGCACCCCUGAAGGUAGACUUUAUGAAGUCGAAAUUGCAGACGAUCCAUUUGGGAUUUUAAUCAUUCGGAAGAGCACAGGCACCACCAUAUGGGACUCCCGCGUCCUUGGCUUCACUUUCAAUGACAUGUUCAUUCGUAUCUCCACGCGCCUCCCCUCCACCUAUCUCUAUGGCUUUGGGGAGAAUGAGCACACGUCUUUCCGAAGAGACUUGAACUGGCGCACCUGGGGGAUGUUUUCCCGAGACGAACCCCCUGGGUACCUGAAGAAUUCUUAUGGUGUCCAACCCUACUACAUGGCCAUGGAGGAGGAGGGCAAUGCCCACGGGGUGCUCCUGCUAAACAGCAAUGCCAUGGAUGUGACAUUCCAGCCCAUGCCAGCUGUAACAUAUCGUACCAUAGGAGGAAUUCUGGACUUUUAUGUGGUCUUGGGGCCCACUCCAGAACUUGUCACUCAGCAAUACACUGAGCUAGUUGGUCGCCCAGUGAUGGUUCCUUACUGGUCCUUGGGAUUUCAGCUCUGCCGUUAUGGAUACCAGAAUGAUUCAGAGAUUGCUGAUUUGUAUGAUAGAAUGGUGGCUGCCCAGAUCCCCUAUGAUGUGCAAUACUCUGACAUUGACUACAUGGAGCGACAGCUGGACUUCACCCUCAACCCCAAGUUUAAGGGCUUCCCAGAGCUGAUUAAUCGCAUAAAGAACGAUGGGAUGCGAAUCAUCCUCAUUCUGGAUCCAGCCAUUUCUGGCAAUGAGACUCAGCCCUAUCCUGCAUUUGAGCUGGGGAAAGAGAAUGAUGUUUUCAUCAAGGAUCCAAGUGAUGGAAGCAUUGUCUGGGGAAAGGUCUGGCCUGAUUUACCCGGUGUUGUUAUAAACAGUUCUCUAGACUGGGAUACUCAAGUGAAGCUGUACCGAGCUCAUGCAGCUUUCCCAGACUUUUUCCGAACUUCAGCUAUAAACUGGUGGAAGAAUGAGUUGAAAGAAUUACACACCAAUACCCGGGAACCCGAAAAGAGCCUGAAGUAUGAUGGCAUAUGGAUUGAUAUGAAUGAACCCUCCAGCUUUGUGAAUGGGGCAGUUGAAGGCUGCAAAAAUCCCACUCUGAACCGACCUCCCUAUAUGCCACAUCUGGAAACCAGAGACAGAGGUCUAAGCAGCAAGACCCUGUGCAUGGAGAGUGUGCAGAUCCUGGAAGAUGGCACCAAAGUACAACACUACAAUGUGCAUAACCUAUAUGGGUGGUCCCAGACCAGACCUACCUACGAAGGUGUGCAGGAAGUGACUGGAGAGCGAGGGAUUGUUGUCACCCGCUCCACGUACCCAUCUUCUGGUCGCUGGGCAGGACACUGGCUGGGAGACAACACUUCUGGGUGGGACCAGUUGAAGAAAUCUAUCAUUGGCAUGAUGGAGUUUAGCCUCUUCGGCAUAUCCUAUACAGGAGCAGAUAUUUGUGGGUUCUUUCGAGAUGCUGAAUAUGAGAUGUGUGCUCGCUGGAUGCAGCUGGGGGCCUUUUACCCCUUCUCGAGGAACCAUAACACCAUUGGGACCAGGAAUCAAGACCCUGUGUCCUGGGAUAAAGAAUUUGAGGAUCUCUCUAGAAAUGUCCUGAACAUCAGAUACACCUUGUUGCCAUAUCUCUAUACCCUGAUGCACCUGGCCAACACAGAGGGCGUUACUGUUGUGCGACCUCUACUCCAUGAGUUUGUGUCGGACAGGAAAACUUGGGACAUAGACAGUCAGUUCCUGCUGGGUCCAGCUUUCCUGGUCAGCCCUGUUCUGGAACCUAACGCUAGAACUGUCAAUGCAUAUUUUCCUGAUGCCCGCUGGUAUGAUUACCACACGGGUAUGGACAUUGGAGCAAAGGGAGUAAUGAUGAACUUGUCAGCCCCUCUCAACCACAUUAAUCUCCAUGUCCGUGGAGGCUACAUUCUGCCCUGGCAAGUGCCUGCACAAAACACACACUUCAGUCGUCAAAAUUUUAUAGGCUUCAAGGUUGCCUUGAGUGAUGCAGGAGCUGCUGAAGGCAAGCUCUUCUGGGACGAUGGGAAAACCAUUGAUACCAUUGGAAAAAAGAGCUAUUACUUGGCAAACUUCUAUGUCAGCGAUAACAUGAUGAAAAGUGACAUAGUUUUCAACAACUACAUUAGCGACUCAAACCCUCUGCUGCUGGGGUUCAUUGAUAUCUGGGGAGUGGACAGCGCCUCCACAGCCCAAAUCAAGAUGACUGUUUUGAUUAAUGAGGUUGAUACACAAGUUAUAACACCCAAAGCAAGCUACAACUCUACAUCAAAGGUUUGUACCACUGAAAAGUUCAAUGUUUCUAACCUUCCCUAUCAUUCUCAGUUCUAUAAUCGAGGGACCAGGAUAUUAAGCAUUACUGUGACCAAUGAAAACAUCAGCUUGCAAAACUUCGUUUCAUUGACAUGGUAAAACACUCUGUGA